UUUAUUCCCACAACCAAAAAACUAACAACACUUGCACGCACACAAAAACACACACACUUAUCCAAAAAUGAUGACGUGGAGAGUCAUCUCAGCACUCGCAACACUCACGGCGGCGCUCAUCUUUUCCGGCUGCGAAAGCAGAGGCAUCGCCGGCUCAAAGCAGAGCACGGAGUUCAUCCGAACAUCGUGCUCCACCACCGCCUACCCCUCCCUCUGCUACACCUCCCUCUCCGCCCACGCCGCCGCCAUCCAGCAAAACCCCAAGCUCCUCGCCAAUGCCGCCCUCUCCGCCAGCCUCGACACCGCCGCCUCCGCCUCCGCCGACAUGGCCAAGCUCUCCCGCGCCGCCGGCAUGAAGCCCCGCGAAACAGGCGCCAUGCGCGACUGCGUGGAGGAGCUGGCCGACUCGGUCGACCAGAUCAAGAGAUCGAUGGCGGAGAUGGAGCGGAUCACGCCCUCCAACUUCGAGGCCAUGAUCAGCGACGUGCAGACGUGGGUCAGCGCGGCGCUGACGGACGAGGACACGUGCAUGGACGGGUUCGCCGGGAAGGCGAUGGCCGGCGGCGUGAAGACGGCGGUGAGGGGGAAGGUUGUGAAUGUGGCGCAUAUGACUAGCAAUGCUCUGUCUCUUAUCAAUACCUAUGCUACUCUCCAUUAGAUGUGGCAAAUCGUGCUGGUUUGAUUGUUAUCUGCUCAAUCUGUUAUUGAAGGACAAAUCCGAACCCGACCUAUUAAGAGUCUGUCUUCAUGCUUUAGUAUUACAAAUUUUGAUGGAUGUUAGAUUUAGUUGUUGUCUAGUACAUGGUGAAGUUGGAAUAGUAUAGUAUAGUACAAUUGUUGUAAGUGUGUGAAUUGUGUAGUUAAUGGAUUCGAGUUAUGGAUGUAAAUUAAAGUUUAUUUUUGGAAUAUGAUUAAUUGGCCUACUUAUGCA
Messenger RNA from Salvia splendens (bonfire salvia), 931 nucleotides. RefSeq names its product 21 kDa protein. The transcript has a single exon. Gene Ontology annotation, biological process: negative regulation of catalytic activity. Gene Ontology annotation, molecular function: enzyme inhibitor activity. Bases 68 to 658 code for a protein of 196 amino acids. Lineage: Eukaryota; Viridiplantae; Streptophyta; Magnoliopsida; Lamiales; Lamiaceae. The record is from RefSeq and is a predicted model, not a curated record.